GCCUCGGAAAUCGGCUCGAAAUGUGCCACUAAUUCCGAGCACUGUGUUACAAGAAGAAAAUAGAAAAUUGCGAAGAGACAAUGAAAGAUUGCGCAGGUUACGGUCUGUCAACGAAGAUUUGCCAAAGAUGGAUAAAAUGAUGAAAGAUCUCAUGACUAACUUGGAAUCUGUAACAUUGACAACCAAAUCUUUCAAUCGUCAGAUAGAUGAAUUGCAACAGAAAGUACAAGCAUCAAGUAACUGCAUCAUUAAACGUAAGCGAAGUAACACUCCUCCUGCAGUAACAUUAGACUCUGAUCCGAUCUGGAUCAACAAGUUGGAUCUGCCAAAUAAUAAAUUGAAAUCAUCUGCAACCGAUGCAUCGCCUACAUCGAUAGUUCAAAACAGGGAAUUAGAUCUAAGCGAUAAGUUGAAAUUGUCUGAAAAAUCGGCUACAGAGUUUCGUAAAUCAGCACUAUUACGUGAAUCAACAUCUUUGACAUCCGGACAUAAUCUGGUAUCACAAAAUUUAGAAACAUCGGAAGACUUCCCUGAUACUUUAGAUGUCGCUACAAAAACAGUCAAUGUACAUGAUUUGGAACACGUUCACGAAUCGAACCAUGCAACAGAUAAAAUGAAGUCCUCGAAUGACCAUCAAUCAAAUGCAAUACACAAACAUAAGGACAAUAAGACAGUCAACCUUGGAGGACCAAUACCUUGUAUAGUAAAUAGCACUCGCCUUUCCUUGUGCAAUCACACGUCUGUCUCUAAGUUGAUAUGCGAGAUGAUGUCUUUAUUAUUUACAAAAGAGGAGUUAGCUACCUCUUCGCUUACAGGAACUGUGGCAAAUUUUCAUUGCGAAAAAGGUAUAGCCGCUAAAAAGAAACUCGACACAAUAAAAAUUGAAGCUAUGAAAAUUGAGAGUUUCAAAACUGAUAAAUAUAUGUGCUUUCAGCAUACGUUAAGAACAAGUUUCCAUUCGAAAAAGAUUUCGAAAAAAUAUUUCGGAAAGCAGUGCAGCAGAAGUGCAAUAAUGCAGUUCCUCGAAACAGAGGAUUAA
This is a messenger RNA of Solenopsis invicta (red fire ant), 1039 nucleotides long. RefSeq lists its product as uncharacterized. NCBI's taxonomy places the organism in Eukaryota, Metazoa, Arthropoda, Insecta, Hymenoptera, Formicidae. Bases 128 to 1039 code for a protein of 303 amino acids. The transcript is spliced from 5 exons. The record is from RefSeq and is a predicted model, not a curated record.